UUUGACCCACAAUGCAUUGCUAAAGGUCACAGAGGUCAUACAAUGCGGAAGUGAUAGUUUGGGAAGGGAUGCAUGUUUUGCAGGUGCAGUGGAAGCUACAGGUGUUUAGCUGCAGGUGCCGUGACGUAUGCUGCUCAGCAGCUGCAGGUGCAGUUGGAUGUAGUGCCCUUCUCAUAUGGUGUAGAUGGUGAUUCUAACUCGUCAGCAGCUUCAAACGCUCCGCCAAGAACCCGCAUCCGGGAGAGGACAGUCGCAAACAAAGUGGCCAAGAAGUGUAAACAUACUCCGCUCCGUGGUGGAUAAAGCUUAAAGUUAAACGUAUAGGUUAAAGCUCCUUGGUUAAAGCUGAGACAGGUAGCUUCAAAAUAAUUCAUGUCGUCAUUUAUCUUUGGUUAGAAUGAAAUAUAGAAUGUCAAUCUGCUGCACGUACAAUUCAAGAAAAGGGGCGUAUGCGAUUGACGCGUUUUCCUGAAGCAGCUGGACCCGUCGACCCAUCUGUUCGGUACAUAUUUAUUUCUAAGACUACCAUGACAUUCCGUGCGUUGUGGAGAUCGGAGAAGCUUCUUGUGGGAAUCAUCCUGGUAUGUUUCCUGGGCAGCUGCUUGUUUUCGGUGUACAGCCUGUCCCAGUCUGACAACUCCCUCGACCAGGUAAUCGGUCCAUUCGCACUGCCAAAAGUGGACUUGAAGAAGAGAUUGGCACAACACAGACUACACAGAACUGCUCUGCCUAAAGUAUUACUCGAAGACAACAAAACUGUCAAGAGCCCGGGGAUAAGUGAAGAAAAGCAUCCAGUCUUUCUCCCGCAUGUUGGUCUUGUAGCAGACAGCCAACAGCAGAAACAAUACGAGGAUGUCCAAGAGAUUGUUGAAGCUGACUCCAAUUCCAAACAGGAUUUUGUGCCUCGUGUUGGAAUCAAUCCUGGUCAAAGUAACAAUGACAAAGUAGAUAUUCCUGCAGCAUUUGGAGAGAAGGAUUUUGCUCCACCAAAUUACAACCUGCAUGUUUUCUACUACCCAUGGUAUGGCAACCCUGAACAUAACGGGAAAUACCUGCACUGGAACCACAACCUUAUUCCACAUUGGAGCAAACAGGAGGCAAAGAAAUGGCCGACAGGAAGACACGAACCCCCAAAUGAUGUAGGAGCAAACUUCUACCCCAGCCUGGGAGCGUACAGCUCCUCAGAUCCUGCUGUUAUUGAACAUCAUAUGCAGCAGAUGAGAUAUGCAGGAAUAGGAGUCUUUGCAGUAUCAUGGUACCCUCCAGAGCAGGCAGAUAAUGAGGGCCAGCCCAGUGACUCUCUCAUCCCAGCCCUACUGGAUGCUGCACAGAAAUACAGCCUAAAGGUUGCCUUUCACAUUGAACCUUAUGAGGGCAGGACAGACUGGAGCCUACAGCAUUCCGUGAGGUACAUUGUUGAUACAUACGGAGCUCACCCUGCCUUCUACCGCCAUACCAGAAAUGGCAAGAACCUCCCACUGUUCUACAUAUAUGACUCUUAUAAUCUCCCUGCCAAGGACUGGAAAAAUCUUCUCUCGCCUUCUGGCUCACACACUAUCAGGAACACAGCCUAUGAUGCCAUUUUCCUGGGCCUCCUGGUCGAAAUGAAACACAAGAAUGAGAUUGUCCAGGGUGGGUUCGAUGGAUUUUACACAUACUUUGCCACAAACGGAUUCACAUAUGGCUCUUCCUUCACGAACUGGAAAACACUCAAGCAGUUUGCGAACCAAAAUAAAAUCAUGUUCAUACCCAGCAUCGGACCUGGCUAUGUUGAUACCAGGGUGCGCCCAUGGAAUGAAAGGAACACUAGAAAGCGGCUCAAUGGGAAAUACUACAAUGAUGCAUUCCAGGCAGCUUUUGAUGUUAAUCCGGAGAUCAUUUCGGUGACUUCUUUUAAUGAGUGGCAUGAAGGGACCCAGGUUGAGAUGGCUAUGCCCAAGAAGGUAGGGGAAUACACCUACAAUGACUACACACCAAACUCUCCUGAGUUCUACCUCAAGCUGACUAGGAACUGGAGUGAGAAAUUUAGAAAUCUCCACUAACAGAAAAGGCUACUAGUAGACGUAGAAUAUUUCUCAUACACUGAUGCGUUUACUGUUCCUGUAGACAAACUAAGCAAUCAUGGUAUCUAUAUACAGAACUGACUUCAAGGUUGAGUGUAUGUUUAAUGAUUCAUUAAAUUUGGUCUUCACAGAUUUUUCUAAAUAUGUUACCUUUGAUGAUUGAAUGCUUAGUAUCUAAGAUUUGUGCCAAUAAUUACAAUGUAACUUUAUAAAUUGGUCAGAAUCUGACAAUAUGAUAUAAUUCUGAACUGGUGCAAUAAUUUUGGCUAUAUAAUUUUUCAGUUGGAGAAGUCAUUACUUUGCAGGUAAAGCUGCUAUAGCUACUUGCAGGUGCUUUGUUUUUCCUUUUUUAAAUUCCAGUUUUUCACGUUAUCAUUGAAGCUUUGAAAGCAAUAUAUACCAGUUCAUGUAUACAGCUGAGUUUCUUUACCUUUGUAAGGUUAGUAUUUUGUUAUGAUUCUUGAAGGUUUAGAAAUACAUAGUUGGCUUUUGGUUGGA
Branchiostoma floridae (Florida lancelet) is the source of this 2561-nucleotide messenger RNA. RefSeq names its product glycoprotein endo-alpha-1,2-mannosidase-like. Gene Ontology annotation, cellular component: Golgi apparatus. NCBI's taxonomy places the organism in Eukaryota, Metazoa, Chordata, Leptocardii, Amphioxiformes, Branchiostomatidae. Bases 450 to 2042 code for a protein of 530 amino acids. The transcript is spliced from 3 exons. Gene Ontology annotation, molecular function: alpha-mannosidase activity. The record is from RefSeq and is a predicted model, not a curated record.